AUGGCAGCCUCCAGUGUUCUGCGCCAGCGGUUGCCAAGAUCAUCGACAGUUGUCAGCAGAUACAUGCCUGCCCAUCUGCCUGCCUACCCACUUACCCACCUGUCUGCCUGCCUCCUACCUUCCUGUCUGCCUACUUACCACCUACAUACCUGCCCGCUUGUCUACCUGCCUGCCUACUCACCUACCUGCCUGCCUCUUACCCGCCCGCUUGUCUACCUGCCUGCCUACUCACCUGCCUACAUACCUACCCACCUGCCUGCCUCCUACCCUACCCGCCUGCUUGCCUACCUGCCUGCCUCUUACCCGCCGCUUGUCUACCUGGCUGCCUGCCUCCUACCCACCUGCUUGCCUACCUGCCUGCCUCUUACCCGCCCGCUUGUCUACCUGCCUGCCUACUCACCUGCCUACAUACCUACCCGCCUGCCUGCCUCCUACCCUACCCGCCUGCUUGCCUACCUGCCUGCCUCUUACCCGCCCGCUUGUCUACCUGGCUGCCUACUCACCUGCCUACAUACCUACCCGCCUGCCUGCCUCCUACCCUACCCGCCUGCUUGCCUACCUGCCUGCCUCUUACCCGCCCGCUUGUCUACCUGGCUGCCUACUCACCUGCCCAUCUGCCUGCCUACCCACUUACCCACCUGCCUGCCUCCUACCCUACCCACCUGCCUGCCUCCUACCCGCCUGCCUGCCUCCUACCCUACCCGCCUGCUUGCCUACCUGCCUGCCUCCUACCCGCCCGCUUGCCUACCUGGCUGCCUACUCACCGGCUUGCCUACCUCGCUGCUGCCUCUUGUCUGCCUGGCCCCAGCUCCUGUGCUCGGCACAGGGAGGGUUUCCUCGGCCCUGCCCCUGAGAACCCUCGGCUUCCUUCAGAGCUCGGUUGGAGCAGUCAGUGGCUCCCUUCUUCAUCUCUUCCCCGACUCCCCUUUCCUCUCGCCCCUCCUAGAUCCCCCCGAUUAUCGGGACCCCUCUCGAUGGGCCCUGGCUAAGAUUUUAAGCCCCUCCGGGACAAGGACUGUUUCACGCCAGUUAUAA
This is a messenger RNA of Antechinus flavipes (yellow-footed antechinus), 1035 nucleotides long. Its product is annotated as saposin-like protein 11. Lineage: Eukaryota; Metazoa; Chordata; Mammalia; Dasyuromorphia; Dasyuridae. The transcript has a single exon. The record is from RefSeq and is a predicted model, not a curated record. The coding region runs from base 1 to 1035 and encodes 344 amino acids.